AUGGGGCCAGCUAGGAGAUUCCCGGUGCGCCCUGAGGAGUUGGGCACGGCUGAGCGGAUCUGCGUCUAUGGGGGCAGCUUCGACCCUCCGCACUACGCACACCUGCAGGCUGCUGCUGCAGUGCUGGCGAGCAGAGCAGCAGCAAAAGUUUGGCUGGUGCCUUGUGGGGGUUCUCCUGCAGACAAGCAGCAGCAGCAGCAGCAGCAGCAGCAGCAGCAGGAGGGAAACCACCAGCAACAGCAUCAGCAAGACCAGCACGAGCAGCAAGACCAGCAGCAAGACCAGCAGCAGCGGCAACAGCAGCACGACCAGCACCAGCGGCAAGACCAGCAGCAGCCGCAGCCGCAGCCGCAGCAGCAGCAGCAGCAGCCGCAGCAGCAGCAGCAGCAGCAGCAGCAGCAGCAGCAAGCGGGCGUGCGCAAAGACAAGCACUUGUGCGUCUCCACUUGGGAUCGUCUCCAAAUGACUCGCCUCGCAGUCAAGGAGUUCUUCGGCCCUCUUGCGGGGCAAGUCGUCGAUGUGCUGGACAUAGAGGCGCAGGCGGGCUGCUUUGUGCCCACAGUUAAGCUGCUUGGCAUUCUGCAGCAGCGGCUGCUAGAGCAGCAGCAGCAGCAGCAGCAGCAGCAGCAGCAGCAGCAAUUGCCGGAGCUGUGGCUUCUUGUUGGUGCUGACUGCAUUCCUAACUUGCACAAGUGGUACGAAGGGGAACGGCUGCUGCAGAGCACUCGGUUUCUCCUCAUUGAUAGAGAAGGGGGCCCCCUGGGGGCCCCCUCAGCUGCUUUUGCUGCUGCGGAAGAAGCAGCAGAAGAUGCAGCAGCAGCUGAGGCUUCAGCAGCCGAUAGUACGCCUGUGGGGCGCAGCAGCAGCAGCAGCAGCAGCAGCAGCAGCAGCAGUGCGAGCCAGGGCAGCAACAAGGACGGAGUCAGAGGCAGCAGCAGCAGCAGCGGAAGCCGCAGCAGCAGCCCGAGCAGCAGCGAAGUGACCUGCAACGGCAGCGGCCUCAGCAGCAGCAGCAGCAGCAGCAGCAGCAGCAGCAGCAGCAGCAACGAGGUGUCUAGACAGCUGAAGCGCAUGCACCGGUUUGCUUUUGUUAAUGACAUGCUCGACAAAGACAGCAGCAGGACUUUGCUGCCUCGUGUCUCUUCUUCUGUUUUGAGAAGCAAACUCAAAAAGAGAAACCAGGGACCCCAUCACCAGCGUGAGCAAGAGGCAAUAAAAGCGGAGCAGCAACGGCAAGAGCAGCAGCAGCAGCAGCUGCUGCUGCUGCAGCAGCAACAGCUGCUGCUGCAGCAUCAGCAGCUGCUGCAGCAGCAACAGCAGCUGCAGCAGCAGCAGCUGCAGCAGCAGCAGCUGCAGCAGCAGCAGCAGCAGCAGCUGCAGCAGCAGCUGCAGCAGCAGCAGCUGCAGCAGCAGCAGCAGCUGCAGCAGCAGCAGCUGCAGCAGCAGCAGCAGCUGCAGCAGCAGCAGCAGCAUUUUUUGAGGAAAAAGAAAUGGACUGAAGUCCCUCUAGGGGGUCCAGGAGUGUUGGGAUUUGAGAGGGGAGUUUGCAGACCCAAGCCUGCUGCUGCUGCUGCUGCUGCUGCUGUUGCUGCUGCUGCUGCUGUUGCUGCUGCUGCUACUGGCGCUGCUGCUGCUGUUGCUGCUGUUGCUUCACGUGCAGUAGCAGCUGAGUGGCAGCAGCAAUAG
Messenger RNA from Eimeria necatrix, 1686 nucleotides. RefSeq lists its product as hypothetical. The record is from RefSeq and is a predicted model, not a curated record. Bases 1 to 1686 code for a protein of 561 amino acids. Lineage: Eukaryota; Apicomplexa; Conoidasida; Eucoccidiorida; Eimeriidae. Gene Ontology annotation, molecular function: nicotinate-nucleotide adenylyltransferase activity. Gene Ontology annotation, cellular component: cytoplasm. Gene Ontology annotation, biological process: NAD+ biosynthetic process. The transcript is spliced from 6 exons.